This is a messenger RNA of Corythoichthys intestinalis (scribbled pipefish), 3385 nucleotides long. It is a transcript of the gene snx6, whose product is annotated as sorting nexin 6. The record is from RefSeq and is a predicted model, not a curated record. Gene Ontology annotation, cellular component: endosome. NCBI's taxonomy places the organism in Eukaryota, Metazoa, Chordata, Actinopteri, Syngnathiformes, Syngnathidae. The transcript has 14 exons. Bases 79 to 1302 code for a protein of 407 amino acids. Gene Ontology annotation, biological process: retrograde transport, endosome to Golgi. Gene Ontology annotation, molecular function: phosphatidylinositol binding.
AUGUGACGUCAUUCAGUUGGAUGUUUUCAAACGAGGUUGUGACGUCACACGUCUUCCUGUCUCCACCCGUUGGCAGCCAUGAUGCAGGAAGGACUGGACGACGGACCAGACUUCCUCUCCGAAGAGGAUCGAGGACCCAGGGCGGUCAGUGUGGACCUCCAGACGGAUGCAACGCUUCAGGUGGACAUCUCAGACGCCCUCAGCGAGCGAGACAAGGUCAAGUUCACCGUGCACACCAAGAGCACGCUUCCGAACUUCAAGCAGAACGAGUUCUCGGUGGUCCGUCAACAUGAGGAGUUCAUCUGGCUGCACGACUCGUUCGUGGAGAACGAAGACUACGCCGGAUACAUCAUCCCGCCCGCGCCGCCCAGACCAGACUUUGACGCCUCCAGAGAGAAGCUGCAGAAGUUGGGUGAGGGCGAGGGCUCUAUGACCAAGGAGGAGUUCACCAAGAUGAAGCAGGAACUAGAAGCAGAGUACCUGGCCAUCUUCAAGAAGACGGUCGCCAUGCACGAGGUCUUCCUGUGUCGCGUGGCAGCGCAUCCUGUUCUCAGGAAGGACCUCAACUUCCACGUCUUCCUGGAGUACAACCAGGACCUGAGCGUGCGAGGGAAGAACAAGAAGGAGAAGUUGGAGGACUUCUUCAAGAAUGUGGUCAAGUCAGCCGACGGAGUCCUGGUAGCGGGCGUCAAGGACGUUGACGACUUUUUCGAGCACGAAAAGACUUUUUUGUUAGAGUAUCACAACAGAGUCAAAGACGCCUCGGCCAAGUCAGACAGGAUGAUCCGCUCGCACAAGAACGCCGCCGACGACAUCAACAGAAUGGCGUCGACUCUGUACGUGUUAGGAACGCAGGAUUCGACCGAUCUGUGCAAGUUCUUCCUCAAAGUGUCCGAGCUCUUUGAAAAAACGAGGAAAAUCGAAGCUCGCGUGGCCGCUGAUGAGGACUUGAAGCUGGCCGACUUGCUAAAAUAUUACCUGAGGGAGUCACAGGCUGCCAAGGACCUCCUUUACCGUCGCAGUCGGGCGCUGCUGGACUACGAGAACGCCAACAAGGCUUUGGACAAGGCUCGCGCCAAGAACCGCGACGUCCUCCAGGCAGACACCUGCCAGCAACUUUGCUGCCGCAAGUUUGACAAGAUCUCAGAGUCAGCAAAACAAGAACUCAUCGACUUCAAGACGAGGCGAGUGGCAGCGUUUCGGAAAAACCUGGUGGAGCUAGCCGAACUGGAGCUCAAACACGCUAAGGGGAACCUGCAGUUGUUGCAGAGCUGUCUGGGUGUCCUGAGAGGAAACACUUAACCACGCUUCCCUUGUCAAAGCCACGCCCACUCUAUACCAUGUGGGAGGGGCUUGUGUGGUAGGGUUUGCCUGUCAGGUGGACUGCACAACAACAAUAGGAAGGCUUAUAAACAAUUAAACGGGAAGUCUGUUCUUUUCAUCACUAAUUAGCGUUGCACCGAUACUAGUAUUAGUAUCUACAGCACUAAAAUGAUGUCAUCGGUAUCGGAGAGGACAAAUGAAUAACGUGCCGAUGCUGUGCAUUAUGUACUUAUCGGGAUUUUGUUUCCAACUGCUGGUCGCCCUGUCCAGUAUGGCCGCCAGAUGAUACAUGUCCAAUUGUGUGUAGGCGUUUGUUCUCUGCCAACCCUCCCACUUCAAAUGGAUUGGACAUCUAGCCCCGUCAAUGGUACACAAUGAGUAAAUAGCAGAUGCUUUGACAUUGAUAAAAUUGAUCUUUUAAAAAUUGGUUUGUUUGAUUUGUCAAUUUUUAAAUGUUGUUUAAGAUGUCAAAACAUAAAUGUUGCCCCUACCAACAUGGCCGCCACCCUGAGGCCAUGUUAGUAGGGGUGAUGAAAGCUCUUUUUGUGCUUGUGCUGUGAAUUUAAACAAGUCUUAAAAUCACACAUAGACGUUCAAUCCAUUUGGAACAGGAGGGUUGCCAGCGAAUGAACAAACGUUCAUGCCUCUGUCAAUGGCAGACAAUGAGUUGAUCAGUGUCUGACCAAGCCAUGCUAGCAAUGACUUCACAGUCAAGCGAGUAUGCAGUAAUUUCGUAUUUAAAGAAAAAAAAAAGGUAUAUUUUAAAAAAAUGUAUUCGGUUGAGUACCAGUAUCAACCGAUACCACACAGCCGCGUGUUGAAAAUAGUAUCGGUGCAACACUACUAACCAUACGCUGUCCUCUUUGUCAACACGCGCACAAAUUGUUAUCGGAUCAGAUCAUGUCGGUCUCAAUCUGGGUCAUCUGUCGGUUUUGCUCCAGUAUGGGCCGAUCUAGAUCAGUCCUAAUCGGUCCGUGCCAGGUCCUAAAUUAAUCUAAGCCAGAUCCUGGAUCAAUCUGAUGCCUUCAGAGUCACUUUUCACCAGUCUGGUUCCGUCCAGUCUCGUUGAGGAGAGCCACUGUUGCACACUGUUUCCUGUUAUCGUAAACUGGCUUUUACUUUGCCGCGUCCUAAGUAUUAGAGCCACACAAAGAAUGAAGAAAAAAAUAGGCCUUAUAGAAUAGUAAUAUUAGUAUUACGACUUUAAUCUUGUAAUAAUACAAGAAUCAACUCAUGUUUUGUAAUAUUAUGAGAUCGUAAUAUUGCGGGAAAAGUCAUGAGAUUAAAGUGGUAUUACGAAACUAUACAACUUUUUUCAUUUGUUGGAAUAUUACAAGAAAAAAGUCAUUACGAGAAAAAAUUGUAAUGACGAGAAGUUGUAAUACUAUAAUACGGGGGAAAAAAUACUCUAAUUUUACAAGAUAAAAGUUGUGAUGUUAUGACAAUACGUAGCAUUACGGUUUUUUUCAUAUUACAUUAAAGUACGUCACGUUACUUUUUUUCUUGUAACACUACAACUUUACUCUCGUAAUAUUACAACUAAUCUAUGUAAAAUUUUAACUUUUUGUCAUUUUAGUAACGUCAUGACUUUUUUCUUGCAAUAUUAACGACGUAAGAGUAUUCCUGUAAUAUUACGACUUUAUUCUCGUAAUAUUCUACCUUGACUAUUUUUGUUCUUUCUUUGUGUGGUGCAAAUACUCAACCGCAAGUGUGGGUCCUGUUCUUACUCAAAGAAAUGAAAGCCUUGAUCAGGUUUGUAUUCCGGUAAAAUACAGUACAGUAGUCGACUGAUGUCUGCUUCCGGUCGUCUCGCUAAUUUUCCUCUCUUAAUCGUAGCUCCUUUCAGGUUUUUGUUUGUGGGAGGAGCUUAAGUGUGUUUGCCUUAAUGUCACUUUUGUUUAUUUUGGUUCUCUUUUUAUUUGCAUAUUACUGUAAAACGAAUGUUUUUCACUCAACGUGACCAAAGCUUCAGUAUCAUCUAAGAUGGCGAUAGAGUACAGAAAAAAAAAUAAAGGCGCCAGUUCAAUCAACGAGCUGUUUUUUUGUUUCACAAUAAAACUUU